CUGCAAGUAUCUGUUGGUGCUACGAUUUCAUGGAUUUAAAGAAAUUUCGAUAUCGGAAGGCGUUAUCAGCGUUAUCUGGCGGCCGGCUGCGCGCACCGGAACCCUUGCGAUAAGCGGCCCGCAGAUCCCCGUCCCGAGGCGCCACGCAGCUCUGCCAGCACACGUCGCGGCUCUGCGCAUUCCUCGGCCCGGCCCGGCUGUCUGUGACGAUGACGGGCGCUCGGGCGCAGCUGGUCAGGUGACUGCCGGAUGGCGUCCUCUGCGGUCUUCUGCCUCAGCCUGCAGAUAAGAGUUGGCAGCGACGGUGUGGGCGAGCUGGUGGGCACGGGUGGGACCGAGGCGGGGGCGGCGGGCAGCGUGUUCUUGGUGAGCACGCGCCGCCCCCAGCCCGUGGCUGCGACCUCCGCCGCCAUUGCCGCCGUCACCGCUGUUCAGGCCCCGGGGGCCGUAGCAGCCGCCGCCCCUUCAACUCGUGCUAUCACGUCCGCCGCUGCCGCCGCCACGCAGGUCGACGCCGUUACAGAUGGAGAGGCCAUCAAACUGCCGGACAACUUGGAAAGCCUGCCGAAAGCUGACCACUUUCCCACGCAGAGGCAUCGGUGGAACACCAAUGAGGAAAUUGCCGCCAUACUCAUUAGCUUUGAUAGGCACAAUGAGUGGCAAAGCAAGGAGGUCAAGAUCAGACCGAAGAGCGGCUCGAUGCUGCUGUACUCGCGCAAGAAGGUGCGCUACCGGCGGGACGGCUACUGCUGGAAGAAGCGCAAGGACGGCAAGACGACGCGCGAGGAUCACAUGAAGCUCAAGGUGCAGGGCACCGAGUGUAUCUACGGCUGCUACGUGCACUCGGCCAUCCUGCCAACGUUCCACCGGCGCUGCUACUGGUUACUGCAAAAUCCUGAUAUAGUACUGGUGCAUUACCUAAACGUGCCCUAUCCUGAUGACAACAAGCUGGCAGUGAUAACUCCAAGCCUUGCAUUAUGGGGAGACAAGAAGGAGUGGACCAAGGAGGAACUGGUAUCACAACUGAAGCCCAUGUUUUUCAGCGAGGAUGAGCCAGACCUGAAUAAUGAACUUGAGAUAUCAACAGCUGAAACUGUGGAAGCCAUUGUGACGCAACUGAUGGAGAAGCAGCGUGUAGCUCGUGCAGCUGCUCUUAGCAAGCAACUCGAAUGUGGGUGCCCAGAUUCCACAUGUGCUGACAGUAAGACAUGUUCCCAUCCCAUGCGACGAAUUACUGCAGCAACAGCAGAAGUUGACAGCAGUAAUCAGGUGUCAUCAACAACUGGCACAGGAAGCCUACUGCUAUCUACAGGCUCCGGUUCUACAAAUGGCAGUCCUGCUCUAGGCAGUCAAACUCAGCAGCGAGUACAUCGUUCGUCUGCCUCUAAUGUCCAGCAGAAUUCAACAGCACCACCGCUUGUGCUCAGUUUAUCCCAGAUACAGGGAUGUUCUGCCGGUAGCCUACUCAUACUUAACAGCUCGUCAACCACUGGAAACUCAAAUAGUGGAGGUGGUACAGUGACAUUUUCCAGCAAAGAAAAGACAGUUGUUCUUAAACAGGAAGCAAUGGACACAAGUUCUUGCAGUCGUCUGCAGGAUGUGAGCAACAACAACAGUAGCAAAAUGGAUGUGACUAAUGGCAAUGCUCCUCCAACAUAUGACAAUAGUGCUUACCACAGACAGCUUCGGCAGCAUGAGAAGCGAUCAACAGGAGAGCAGCUUCCGCUCUUGCUUAGCAGUGCACCCCCAACACCAAGCAAGCAUAUGGACACUACUACCUCAGAAACAGAACUCACUAGCUACUGUAAUGCAGAUACUGUGCUUGUCAUAGGGACAGGGUCCUCAACCAAAAAUAAUGGAGUGGGUGAUUCCUCAGGGAUGGGAGAUUCUUCUGUUUCCCUUGGGUUUUUUAAUGAAACUCUUGAUUUGUCACAAGAGGACAUACAGAGGACAUUACAGGCUAACAUGCCCUGUGCUACUGGUGUCACUGUAGAUGAAUCCCAUGGACAGCACCAAGCAGAUGACGAUGAUGUGAUAGUAUCAGAAAUUAAUCCUAUGGAUUUUAUUGAUGGGUGCUGUGAUGUAGUAGUUUCACCAGAUGAAACACAGUCUGUAACGGGUACAGGUGUGGAUGAUGAUGUUUUUGUAAAUUUGGAUGCAUUUGAUAUGUUAGGUGAUUUUCCUGAACUUGAAAUUAUGGAACCAAGUGUUUCUGCAGAUGAGACGGUAACUGUACACAGUGGUGAUGUCAGUGUUGAUGACAAGGACUUGGUAACUGUGACUUCCGUUGAGUCACAGCAGGCUUCUCAUGAACCUGACAAGGAUAGAGGUCAGCCUUCACCUACCAUCGAGUUUCAUGACGGGACUGUCAACAUUACUGAUUAUUCCCCUGAGUGGGCAUAUCCUGAGGGAGGUGUGAAGGUGCUUGUAACCGGUCCUUGGUACUCAACUACAUCACCAUAUACUGUGCUAUUUGACACAUUCCCUGUGCCUACCACUCUGGUACAGAGUGGAGUACUGCGGUGUUAUUGCCCUGCACAUGAGGUAGGAUUAGUUACUUUGCAAGUAGCCUGUGAUGGUUUUGUCAUCUCAAAUUCUGUGAUGUUUGAAUACAAAGAGCCAAUAAGUGGUACCAGCCAAAUGGCAUGUGAAGAGCGUGAAUCUCGUGACAAGAAUGGCAAUGACAACCUUCUACGUUUCACCCUUCUGCAACGCUUAGAGGCAAUGGAUGGUCGACUGCAAAUCAAACAGGAGCCUGAGGGUUCUGAUCUGGUUGAAGGCUCAUCAAUGUUAAGCCAAAGCAAUUUUGAAGAUCGUCUGGUAAACUAUUGCCAAGAAAUGACUUCAAAGGCUUGGCAGUGUGGAGAGGAAGUGAGCCCCUCUUGGUUCUGCAGUCAUCGAGGCAUGACACUUUUACAUCUGGCAGCAUCCCUUGGUUACUCUAGGCUUGUUUGUGCAAUGUUGCACUGGAGAGAGGAGAAUUCGUCUCUUCUGUUGGAAACAGAAGUUGAUGCCCUUAGUCAGGAUGAAGAUGGAUAUACUCCCCUUAUGUGGGCUUGUGUACGAGGUCACCAUGAAACUGCAUUGCUGUUGUAUCGAUGGAACCAUACAGCACUAAAAGUUCGAAAUCAUGCUUCACAGACAGCUAUAGACUGUGCAAGAGAAUAUGGACAUGAUUCUCUGGCACAGGACCUAGAGCAGCAAGAGGCUUUACGUCUGCAAGAGAACCCUGGACCAGAUGACAUAUUUCUUCGACCAGAUAUUGUUACAAUAUUGGACUCUGAAAAAACUUCACUGAACAGUGAGCUCCAUGUAAACAUUCCACCCUCUACAAACAUAGAUUCAGAGAUGAGUACUCCAAAUAGUAAUGAGAACGGCAGUCAUAGCUCUGCUCAGAGUCCUGUUUGCUCAAGCUCAGGAAAUGGAGAAUCUAAUAGUAGUGGCACAGUUCAACAGAGGCUGACAAAGCGACCAUCAGUGGAUAGUGGCAUCAACUUGGGCCAUUCUUCAGAUAGCUUGUCAUCUUUACAGAGUCGAGGACCUGGUUCCAAAGCUUCCUCUUCAAGAGAAGUUUCAAGGUUGUCUAGGUUUGAUCGGAGCAUGUCUUUGCCAGUGAGCUCUCCAAUGAAUGGUGUUGAAACUCCAUACGACUCCAUCUCUACUGAUGGACAUGAUCCCCUAAUGAGUUCCCCUAUUAGACGAAUGGAUUUUGCCUUAUGCGAAGUGGCUACUGGAGCAAGAAGUGAAAGUCCAAUGAUUGACGAGGAGGGAGUAUCUGAUGAGGAUCUGGAAAAUAAGCAGAACAUUGUAGGGGAGCAGGAAGUGCGUGUUUUAACUUUAGCGGAACAAAUAAUUGCUGCAAUGCCUGAAAGAAUAAAGAAUGAGAGUGCAGAUGUAAUGUUGGACCAGGACAGUUCACGAAAUGACUCAUCAGCAGGAAAUAGUGAUACCUUACCAGAAGUCUUCAUGGAACCUCUUUUGAUUGAUGAAACAUCUUCAUCAUUUGAGCCUGUAGAAUUUAACUUUGAAUUCAGUGAUCACAAUUAUAGGUACUAUGAUGUGAGCACACCAGGCUCCUCCAUGAGCCCAGCCUCCUCCAGCUGUCUACAGUCUCCAUGCUCAUUCACACUUGAUUCGCCAUCUCCACCGCCAACUACAGCUGACUUCUGUGAAUUUUUUCAGGCAUCUGGAAAUGUUUUUGAGAAGGAUUUCUCAAACCUCACACUUUCAGAUAGGGAACAACGAGAACUGUACGAAGCAGCAAAAAUCAUUCAAAAGGCAUACCGUUCAUAUAAAGGCCGAAAGAAGUUGGAGGAACAGGAUAAAGAAAGAGCUGCUGCAGUACUUAUUCAAAACUACUAUCGUCGGUAUAAACAGUAUGCAUACUUCAAGCAGAUGACUCAUGCAGCAAUGGUGAUACAGAAUGGGUUUCGAUCAUAUUGCGAGCACAAGCGUUUUAAGAAAAGUCAGGAAGCUGCUGUUUGCAUACAAAACUACUACCGCAAUUACAGGGAGCAGGGGGGGAGAGGGAGCCGUGAGAGCACACCUAGUGCAACAAGCAGCAGCCUCAAGCGCACAUAUUCGCAGAGACGACAGCAUCAAGCAGCUCGGAAAAUUCAACAGUUCAUGAGACAAUCGAAAAACAAAUUGCAGAGAGAGCGAGCUUUGGCAGCCGAAAGAGAGAAGCUGGAGGGCCAGUCAGUGGAUGCCCUCCAAAAGUUGCCCUGUCCCGGCAGUAUGGGAUGCUCCACCAACGUUCCAAAUAGCAGUGGCCGUCCAGUGGCAUCUAGCCCCAGAAACACUAGUGUCCAUACCAAGGAUGCUGCUGGAAAAACGUGAUUAAAUCAUUAGAGCUCUGACAACAUCCAGAAACACCAGAAAUACAAUGGAACAAAAUAUUUAUCAUGCUGAUGAAAAAGUGUUGUAUAUAUUUAUCAAAGUGCUUGUGAAAUGAACUGACUGCACUGCGUACUUUUUUGUUACUCUGUUUUAGAGUAAGCUUAAUAGUACUUUUAAAGAAUUAAGGUACUGCAACAGUCAACUGUCAUAAUGAUGGGUGUGACUGCUUUAAACGAAACACAUCACAAGACUUGUAAAUAGAAAACUGUUUACAUGUACUCUGAAUAUAAGAGAAAGCUAUAAACAGAUAGCAAGCUAGUCAUGUUUCUUUUGCCAGUAUUGUGUUUCAAGUGCUGUGAACGAAUUUCGUAUCAGGUCAAGAAAGAAUACAUUAUUGCUGACAGUGCCACAUAGUAACCUACUGUCAGUGCAUCAAGUUAUGAGUACUGAAUGAACAUUUUAAACUUUGUGUACCUUGGAGUGCUAUGAAAGUAAAAGCAACCGAGCCAUGGCAGUUUUUGAUAUAUAACUAUGUUUACAUGCAGUUUCUGUUGUUCAUUGUUUGUGUUUUUAUCAGUAAAGAAAUGUAUUUUCAUGUUCUCAGGCUGUUUUGACAUAUUUGAAUAUGAUGUGGUGACUGGAUUAUGAAUGUAAUGGGACAGAGUAUUUGUUGGCUUUACAUAUUAUGAUGGAAUGGAUUAUUUUUCGUGUAUUUAUUGCCCCUUACUACCAAAAAAAAACUCAGAUUUUUGUUGGCAUAAUUUAACUAUAAAUUGUGUUAUUCAUUUAAUAAAUAUAACUAAAAGCUUGUAUUUUAAAUUACUAAAUAUUAUUGCUGUUUGUUUCCUGCUUCUGUUGCAGUGCACGAGAGCUAUCAUUACCGGUAUUCAUUUGUAUGCCUCUUGUAAAGUGCAUGAAAUGUAUAACUGGUAUUCAUUCGUAUGCCUCUUGUAAAGUGCAUGAAAUGGGCAGGUCCCACUGUUUUUUGACUAUUGAUAGUGAUCAGAUAGCAAACACUUCAAUUAAUCAUGUAUAUUUUGAUAUACUAUGGAAGUCACAUAAAUUUUGACUGCCAUACACAGUAAUUUAUGAGGUGUUGUUCAUAACCUGAGGCAUGGAAAUUUUAAAGAAAAUGAUUGGUGCAUUUGUUAUUAAUUAAUUUAAACUUCUAAUUAAGUAUGUUUUAUGUACAUACAGAUUAUUUUUGAGAAUAUAAUGAAGUGUGUGGCCCUCCUCUGAGCAUGUUGGUACUUGUUGGGCCGGAGUCUGUAAGCUUAGGAGUUGAAAAGUGAGAUUCACAGAGCUGUGAUGUAGAAUUCAGAUUUCUUUUCUAAAAUAUGCAACUAAGACAUGGCUUCACUUUUUAUAUAUUUUUAUGUAGUCAUACGUAUAGUAUAUCAAAUCACCUGUUUGUAAAUAAAUAAAUUGCACUCUAGAAGAAAAAAAUUAAA
This is a messenger RNA of Schistocerca nitens (vagrant locust), 6290 nucleotides long. It is a transcript of the gene Camta, whose product is annotated as calmodulin-binding transcription activator 1. Bases 250 to 4839 code for a protein of 1529 amino acids. The transcript has 30 exons. The record is from RefSeq and is a predicted model, not a curated record. Gene Ontology annotation, biological process: regulation of transcription by RNA polymerase II. Gene Ontology annotation, molecular function: transcription coregulator activity; double-stranded DNA binding; protein binding. Lineage: Eukaryota; Metazoa; Arthropoda; Insecta; Orthoptera; Acrididae. Gene Ontology annotation, cellular component: nucleus.